Molecule: messenger RNA, 3774 nt
Organism: Toxorhynchites rutilus septentrionalis
Lineage: Eukaryota; Metazoa; Arthropoda; Insecta; Diptera; Culicidae
Exons: 2
Coding region: 1-3774 (1257 amino acids)
Source: RefSeq, a predicted model, not a curated record
AUGCCGAAGGACCCGAGAGAAGGAAAAAAAGAUCCGCCGCCGCAGUCAAGUUGCGCUGCCUGUCAGUCCAUGCACAACAGUCGCAUGGUCGCAUGUGACGAGUGUGAUACUUGGUACCACUACGAAUGCGUGGGUGUGUCACAAGACGUGGAGGAAAUAGACUGGAGCUCACAACAGAGUUACGACCCACAAGAUCCACUCGCAAACAGUGCGGUGGCCCCCGAUGCACAUGAGGGAACUUCCCAGGAGCAGACGUCGAACGCGAUUAGAGAAUCAUCCGGUAGUGAUAAUCUCACCCUGGCGCAGGAAAUGAAGCUGAAGUUUCUUGAGGAGGAGCACGCUCUCGAAAUGAAGUAUAUGGCGAGACGGCGCCAGAUCCUGAUGGAAACCAACGCAAGUUGUUUUCCUGAAGGUGAAAUAAACUCACCUGGGCGUCCUCAUUACCAUUCGUCUCCGCACACACCGCUCCGUCCUGACGCGCAGGAAUUCCAUCCGCGGCCUAGCCAGCAGGCCAUUGAUUUAGAGCAGAGCGGUUUUUAUCAAACGCUGUUAAACAGGAGCCAAAUAGCAGCGAGGCAAGCUGUUUCCAGGGAACUACCCUAUUUCGAUGGGGACCCCGAAGAGUGGCCGCUAUUUUUUGCCACAUUCGAAAGUACCACUAGGAUGUGCGGGUACACCCCCGAAGAGAAUGCGGUCAGGCUACAGAAGUGCCUGCGUGGGAAAGCGAAGGAUUCUGUACGAAGUCAGCUGCUGUACCCUGGGAACGUGAACAGUGUCAUCGCCACCCUCAAAAUACUUUUCGGACGUCCGGAGAUUGUGAUUCAUUCUCUCAUUCGGAAGAUCCAAGCGCUGCCAGCCCCGAAGGUGGACAAACUAGGAUCAUUGAUCGACUUUGCCGUGGCGGUCCGGAACAUGGUGGCAACCGUACAAGCUUGCGAACUCGACGAUUAUCUGUACAACGUGUCGCUGUUGCAGGAGCUAGUCGAUCGUUUACCACCGAUGAUAAAACUCAAUUGUGCCAUGCAUCGCCAGGUUGCCAAUACUCGUGUUACCCUGAGUUCAUUCAGUGACUGGUUGUAUUCCGUGGCGGAAGCUGCAAGCUCCGUGAGUAUUCCAUCCACUUCUUCAGCUGAUCACAAGCAACAUCGUGGCAAGAAAGACGACGGGUACUUAAACGCACACCGUGAACAAUCUCCACCACCGGAAAGGAAGUCCGCUGUUGAUUCCUGUCCCAACGCUUGCUGUGUGUGUGAGGGGUCGUGUAACAAAGUGGAAAAGUGCAAUAAGUUCCUCGGAUUGGACCACGCUGGACGUUGGUCGAUGUUGAGAGACCGUAAACUCUGUCGACGCUGUUUAAACAAUCAUCGUGGUGCUUGCAGAUCCUCAUCAGCUUGUGGAGUUAAUGGAUGCUCGUUCAAGCACCAUCGCCUGCUGCAUAAUCCCUUGGCUAAACCCCCAACCAAUACAUCCGGUCCCGAAUAUUCAUCCGUUGCAUCUACUCCGAAGCCACCAAAUCCUCUAACCUCUCCCAAGUCGACCGAGGAACAGAAUAUUCCGGAAGCUGGGUCAUCUCGUGGGCACAAUUGCCAUACUCACCGUAGCAGUUGUAAAUCUGUGCUGUUUCGAUAUGUGCCCGUUGUCUUAUACGGCCAAGGAACCAAGGUGCACACACAUGCCUUUUUGGAUGAUAGGUCUUCCCUGACUCUGCUGGAGGAUGACUUGGCAAACGAGUUAAACCUCGAAGGAAGUCCUCAUCCAAUCUGCCUUCAGUGGACGGGUGACACAUGUCGUUAUGAAGAUUCAUCCCGUCGGGUUUCGAUCAUGAUAUCCAGUAUUCUAAACAAGGAAGCAAAGUUUGCUCUAUCAGAUGUGCACACCGUUAAGCAGUUGAAGCUUCCAUCGCAAACUCUCGCUUUCGACGAAUUAUCGGAAAAGUAUCGCUACCUAAAGGGGCUCCCCGUUGAUUCUUACCAAAACGUACGACCAAGAAUUCUCAUUGGGAUCAACAACUGGCGUGUUGGUCACGUACUCGAAAGCAAAGAGGGAGAAGAAGCGGAACCCAUCGCAGCGAAGACACGCUUGGGCUGGAUGGUAUUCGGAACGUGUUCUAGUGGUCGUUAUCCGGUUUCAGUACAUUACAGCUACCACAUAAAUUGUGGCUCCUCUAAAACUGAUGAAGACUUGCACAAAUCUGUAAAGGAGUUCUUUUCUUUGGAUAGUUUGGGGAUCAUCAAGUCCGAAAAACCAAUAAUCAGCCGUGACGACGAGCGUGCUUUAUACAUGAUGCGUUCGUUAACCACGCUAGAAGAAGACCGCUACCGGACGGGCAUGCUAUGGAAGUAUGACGACGUGAGGAUGCCGAACAGUAAGAGCAUGGCGAUGAAACGACUUCUUUGCUUAGAGCGGAGGAUGGCACGGGAGCCAGAGCUAGCUAAGGCGCUCCGUCAUAAGAUGAACGACUAUGUGGAAAAGGGAUAUGCUCGAAAGUUGACCCUUGAAGAACUGGAGCAGCCACGCGAUCGGAUUUGGUAUUUACCGGUCUUUCCGGUGUUCAACCCGAACAAGCCCGGCAAGUUGCGGAUAGUUUGGGACGCAGCAGCAGAGGUAAACGGUGUAUCGCUGAAUGCGUUUCUUCUUAAAGGUCCCGAUCAGUUGACCGAGCUCCCAUCAGUAUUGUAUAAGUUUCGCGAGCACCUGGUGGCAAUUGGUGGGUACAUCCGAGAGAUGUUCCACCAGGUGCAGAUGAUUGAAGACGAUCAACAUUGUCUCUGGCGCACCGAGGAUGCGCAAGAUGAGCCUGAUGUUUACGUUCUAGCCGUGAUGUCGUUCGGAGCCACAUGUUCUCCAAGCUGUGCUCAGUUCGUUAAGAACGAGAAUGCCGAGAGGUUUCGAUCGCAGUUCCCAGCAGCAGUUGAUGUUAUCCAGAAAGCCCACUACGUGGAUGACAUGCUUACCAGCGUAGAGACGGAAGAUGACGCAAUCGAACUGGCCCAACAAGUGAAACAAAUUCACUCUCAUGCGGGUUUCGAAAUGCGAAACUGGGUUUCUAACUCCCGCAAAGUACUCAAAGCCAUGGGCGAAGAGCAAGUUUCGGAGAAAUCCAUGGAUAUUGCCUCUGAGUUGGCCAACGAAAAGGUCUUGGGUAUGUGGUGGUCACCGAGCUCAGAUACUUUCACAUACAAAAUGUUUACACAACGCAAUGAGAAAAUUCUUCUGGAAGGAAAGCGUCCAACGAAGCGUGAAUUGCUGCGGACCAUGAUGUCAAUUUAUGAUCCCCUGGGAAUGAUUGCACAUUACCUAAUGUUCGUGAAAGUACUCCUUCAGGACGUGUGGAGAUCAGGCGUGUCCUGGGACGAGUGUAUAGCGGAUCGAGAAUGGGAAAAGUGGCAAACUUGGCUGCGCUUACUUCCGAACCUGGAAUCGUUGCAGAUCCCACGCUGCUAUCGGCUGUCUCUCUCAAUUGGUCUUUGCACCAACAUCCAACUCCACACUUUCGUAGAUUCCAGUGAAGAAGGCUACGCUGCAGUGUGCUACUUCCGGUUCGAGGAACGCGGUCAAGUGGAAUGUGUUGGAGCAAAAAGUCGAGUCGCUCCUCUUAAAUUUACCUCCAUUCCGCGUCUCGAGCUCCAGGCAGCUGUUGUUGUUUCUCGAUUGGCGAGCAAUAUCCAACAAGGUCACACGUAUAAUAUCAACAAACGCUAUUUUUGGACGGAUGCUCGCGAUGUCCUAUGCUGGCUCUCGGUAAACCUGCAGGAAAAUUUUAAUUAUCCGUGA